AUGUCUUCUGCUUUCUUGGCUGCCUUUUUCGGUCCGGGGCUGGAGCUGGAAUUCCGACCUUUGUGGAAAAACAAAGUCGAGGAUGAGUUCAAGAUUGAUCUCCACCGUUGUUUCGGCCUCAAUGCUGACUUACUUGAAAAGGCAUGGGCGUCGUUCGCAUCCAUUUUCAAGAACCAGUUGGAAAUGAAGCGCAAUGCCACACACGCAGAGAGGGCGGAGGCCAAGAAACGGCUUCAAGACACGCUGAGUUACGACCUGAUGCAAAUUCCGUCGGCCCUGGCAAAGUGUGAUCUGUGGCGGGGCAAGCAGAAACUAGUCGAGGAUGCCUACUUCAUGAUGCUCUCUCGACGAGCCUUGUUGGACCGGACGAACUUCGUCAUGGUAUCGACAUCACCGAGCAGGUGA
This is a messenger RNA of Symbiodinium necroappetens, 405 nucleotides long. Lineage: Eukaryota; Dinophyceae; Suessiales; Symbiodiniaceae. The record is from the annotation of a GenBank genome assembly.